AUGCCCGUUUUACUUUUCCUGGUAGACACGUCCGCGUCCAUGAACCAGCGCAGCCAUCUGGGCACUACCUAUCUGGACAUAGCAAAAGGCGCUGUUGAGACUUUUAUGAAGGUACUGUACUGGCGGGACCCAUCCCGCUCGGCUCGGGUGACAUUUCCUCUUUUUUUUCUGGCUCAACCUGUCAACAACAACAACAAAAAAAGUCCAACUCUUGGGUCUAAAUCAUCUCUACUAUCUCCACAGCUCCGAGGCAGAGAUCCGGCGAGCCGAGGGGACCGGUACAUGUUGGUAAAUUAUGAAGACAUUCCGUUCGGGAUCAAGGCGGGAUGGAAAGAAAGCCACGCCACGUUCAUGACGGAGCUGAGGAAUCUGCAGGCCACCGGACUCACCACCGUGGGCCAGUCACUGAGGACCGCCUUUGACCUACUCAAUCUAAAUAGACUAGUGACUGGCAUUGACAACUACGGGCAGGGAAGGAACCCUUUCUUUCUCGAGCCAGCUAUCAUUAUCGCCAUCACCGAUGGCAACAAGUUGACCACCACUGGGGGUGUCCAAGAUGAGCUCCAUCUCCCCCUGACGACGCCCCUGCCGGGCAGCGAGCUGACCAAGGAGCCCUUCCGCUGGGACCAGCGUCUGUUCGCACUAGUGCUGCGCAUCCCCGGCCACGCGUCAGUGGAGCCCGAUCCGGUCGGCGGCGUCCCGUCCGACGACUCUCCCAUCACGCCCAUGUGUGAAGUCACUGGAGGGCGUUCCUACAGUGUGUUCUCCCAGCGCAUGUUGAAUCAGUGUCUGGAGUCUCUGGUCCAGAAGAUCCAAAGCGGGGUGGUUAUUAACUUUGAAAAGACCGGGCCUGACCCUCCCCUGUUGGACGAUCCUCCUCCUGAGGCAUUAAAGCCUGGCCCGCAGCCUUGGCACUGCUGCCACAAACUCAUCUACGUCCGACCCAAUCCCAAAACGGGCGUUCCUAUCGGACACUGGCCCGUCCCCGAGGCCUUCUGGCCGGAUCAGAACUCCCCCACGCUGCCCCCCCGCUCGGCCCACCCGCACGUUCGCUUCUCCUGCCUGGACGCCGAACCCAUGGUGAUCGACAAGGUUCCCUUUGACAAAUAUGAGUUGGAGCCCUCGCCGCUCACUCAGUACAUCCUCGAGAGGAAGUCUCCACACACCUGCUGGCAGGUAUUUGUUUGCAACAGUGCCAAAUACAGUGACCUCGGCCAGCCCUUCGGCUACCUGAAGGCCAGCACGGCGCUCAACUGCGUCAACCUGUUUGUCAUGCCCUACAACUACCCCGUACUUCUGCCGCUUCUGGACGACCUCAUCAAAGUGCACAAGUUCAAGCCCACACUCAAGUGGCGGCAGUCCUUUGAGAACUACCUGAAGACGAUGCCUCCGUACUACAUUGGGUCCCUGAAGAAGGCGCUGAGGAUCAUGGGAGCUCCCAACCUUCUGGCUGACAACAUGGAGUACGGCCUGAGUUACAGUGUGGUCUCCUACCUCAAGAAGCUAAGCCAGCAGACCAAAAUGGAGUACGACCGCCUGAUCGCCUCCAUCGGGAAGAAGGUGCCGCCUGAGUCAGGCAUCAAGGUACGGUGGCGAGGCGGCGGCAUCUCGCUAGCACAGCGCAGAGACUUCAUCCAGCAACUUCAGAGUCUCUCGGGUGAUGCCCCAGCGCCACCUCUUGAGCUCAACCCAAAAGAGUUCCAGGGCUUUCACCUGGCGCUCCUCAACAAGGGCUUCAAGCCUCAGAGCUUCCGGAACCCUUACGACAUUCCCCGAAGUCACUUGCUGGACCAGCUCAGCCGCAUGAGGAGAAACUUUCUCAACACCACAGUCUGCACACUACGAGGCUACGACGCAGAUCAGCUCCACAGCGUUCCCAUCGCUCAGAUGGGGAAUUACCAGGACUUCCUGAAAGCCGCUCCCCAGCCCCUCCGAGACGCCGACCCCGAGCAGCCCAAGCGCCUUCACACCUUUGGCAAUCCCUUCAAGCUGGAUAAGAAGGGCAUGAUGAUCGACGAGGCUGACGAGUUUGUGACCAGUCCUCAGAAUAAAGGGAAGAGGCCCGCAGACAACAAUUUGACGGGCGGCGGACCUAAGAGAAGGCGCUGCAUGUCACCCCUGCUGCGCCUAGGUCGGGCCUACACGCCCCCCAUUACUCCCCCAGCCAGCCCUCGACCUGACUCAGACGUGGACAACAGCGACGGAGAACCUGAUCUGAUCAUCAACCACCUCAACCAGAACCACUGCAGCGGCACGGACUCGAGCUCCGACUCGGACACCUUGGAUCCCGCUGACCCUCAGGAAAACCACUCUGACUCGCAGGAUGGCCAGCACCGGGACGAGGAGGAGGAGGAGGAGGAGGAGGAGGAGAACAGUCAGCUGGGUGAGGAAGAGGAGGCCAGGCCAGAAGUGAUCCUGGCGGGGGAGCACCAUCCCAGGUACCUGUCUCCCACCACUCUGAAGAAACACAUCCACAACGAGACCACCAAAGUCAACAACGAGCUCAAGGGGCUCAUCACCAAGGAGAUCAGGAAGCCCGGAAGACACUAUGAAAAGAUCUUCUACUUCCUAAAGCAGAUCCAAGGCACCUUGGAAACGCGGCUCAUCUUCCUCCAAAAUAUCAUUAAAGAGGCAGCCAGAUUCAAGAAGCGCGUUCUGAUCGAGCAACUGGAGAAUUUGCUGGAGGAAAUCCACACCAGGUCCAAUAACACCAACCACGUGGAUGCACUCUGACCACCGCCUUGUACCCCCCCCCCCCCCCCCCCAACUGAACUCCUAACCAACCCACUAACAAAGAGGACUUCUAUUUUCUAUUCGGUGGAUUUUCAGCCUGGAUGACGUGAGCAUUCUCGUAUGACGAACGUGACGAUUUCCUGUGACGUUUUGGAGCAAACGGGUUGUGGUUUCUGUGAAACCGAAUUGCUCAGUCGUCACAGCCGCCAAUCCAGAACUUUAAGGAGCACUCGACUGCUCGUGUGACUUUUUAUUUAAGCGGCACUUUGAGGGUUUUCUUUCAAAUUUGACUCUCCACCAAUACAAGCACUCCUUGUUAUUGAUCCGACAAAUAGAUCGACAGGACUGAUCGGCGGGCAACAGUUGGGCAAGUUGCUUACUGAUGAUCAACUAAUUGAUGAAUUGAACGAAGGUGACUGAUAUCUUGGAAAGAAGCCACUGGUGACUGACAGUCUAAGAUACUUGAUCAACAGAUGUUUGACCAAAGGGCGACUGACCGACAUCUGCAAAUCCAUUCACUGGUGACCAAUGGACAAAUUACUGACUGGCGGUCAAGCAACAGUCGACGAAAUGGUUGACCGAAGGGCUACGGACAUUUGACAACCAAUGGGCGACCAGGUUGACCAACUGAUGUCUUGCAAGCAACUGUUUCUAGACUGAUGGUCAACCCUUGGGUGACUUUCUACUGACCUGACGGGAAACCAAAGAGCAAACGAGCGGCUGGCAACUGAAUGAACUGAAAAAGAAGUGACCGCUGACAAAUGACGAAGACUAACUUUGGCGAAAGCUAUUGGACUGGUGACCAACGGACAACCUAAGAGCAAAUAAAUUUAACAACAGGAGACAGUAGAUCAAACGAUCUACAACCUACUUAAGCUGUGCGUGUCACACGGCGAGCAGAAAUCGAUGUGAUUGGUCGAUGGUUGAUUAACAGGGACAAAAAGCUCAGGAAGUGGCAUAAAAUCUUGAACUCUCACAUGCACUUGUGUACAAUUGCAGACUUAUUUAAUGUAAUUGAAAACAACGCCUUGUUGUAGAUGUGAUUUUCUUUGGACAGCUUAAGAAAUCUCCAAACCACGCUAACAUGAGUUGCUUUGUAAUUUCUUUUGGGCGGGCACUGCAAAACACAAAAAUGUGAUUAGAUUUAUUUGGCGCGGGUAAUGUCAUCUCUAGAACCAUGCAAAAUCAGGACUUGCUUUCCAACUGGGACCAAAAUCUGCCAUAGGUGUGUUUGUUUGUUUGUUUGUUUGUUUGUUUGUUUGUUUGUUUGUGAGCAGGCUACCAAAAGAGUAUUUUGAAUACACUGUAAAGCUGUACAUAACUCUAGAGUAAUAUUUAAAAGAUGUUGUCGUGGUGGAGAAAAUAAUAAUGGCCUUUUUGUAAGUAUUUCCAUGAAUAAAAGUCUCUAUUUUACACUGUGAAUGGCCACCGUCUUAAUAAAGUCUUGCUAUUGCUAAAGACGUUAA
Messenger RNA from Syngnathus typhle (broad-nosed pipefish), 4199 nucleotides. It is a transcript of the gene ints6, whose product is annotated as integrator complex subunit 6. The coding region runs from base 1 to 2733 and encodes 910 amino acids. NCBI's taxonomy places the organism in Eukaryota, Metazoa, Chordata, Actinopteri, Syngnathiformes, Syngnathidae. Gene Ontology annotation, cellular component: integrator complex. The transcript is spliced from 17 exons. The record is from RefSeq and is a predicted model, not a curated record. Gene Ontology annotation, biological process: snRNA 3'-end processing.